AUCGGCGCCCUCCGUCGUCUCGUUACGCCUCGCUGCGGGCUCCACCCCGGCAGCUCCCGCCAGCGUGCUUAAGAGUCACUCUGCGCGCAGGGGAAGAUACCUCUGGGCUGACAGCUGUUACGUCCUGGGGUCCCGGACCUACGCCUUCCGCGCCCGGUGGUCUGGACCUCCCCUCUCGGACCCAAGAACCUGGUUCCCUUCUUCCUGGAGCUCCGUUUCCGGCCCCCAGACUCAGGCUCCCGAGUUCUCCGUUCCCAGGACCCAGGCGCCUACUCCAGUUCCCAGCCUCCCGGAUCCAGGCGUCCGGGAUCUGCCCCACCAGGACCUCGCCUCUUGCAGACCGCGGCCGCGUGGGCGACAUCAGCCUUCCGGAGCCAGGAACCCCAGGUCCCAGCUUGAGAAAACUCCUGUGUUCCCACUCCCGGGGCCAAGAAACCCAGGGGCUCCGAACUCUCAGCUUUCGGGCGCCGGACACAACCUGGAAGAGCAGAGGAGCCCCGGCGCCCAGCUUACGGAUCUCAGACACUCCCGCUUUCAAGAGCAAGGAACCCUCAGAGUUCCAACUUCCAGGCUGUUACUCAACUCUCAGUUCUAGGCAACGUCCUAGGAAGGAGCCCCAAGCGCUUCCAGCUUCCAGGCUCUAAGGAACCCCGGGGCGUUCAUCAUGGUGGCCGAUCCCCCUAAGGGAGACUCCAAGUGGCCGGGGGCGGCGGAGCACACUGCUCACGGUGUCCCGGCACUGGUCCCCACCGAGGACCCAGGCGCGGCAGGACGCAGCUCGUGCAACUCCCCGCAAAAGGUGCGCCGCUGCCUUUGCGCCAACCUGUUGGUGCUGCUGACGGUGGCGGCCGUCGUGGCGGGAGUGGCGUUGGGCCUGGGGAUGUCUGGAGCCGGCGGGGCGAAAGCGCUGGGCCACGCGCGUAUGGCGGCCUUUGCCUUCCCCGGUGAGCUGCUGCUGCGCAUGCUGCGGAUGAUCAUCUUGCCGCUGGUGGUGUGCAGCCUGAUUGGCGGCGCCGCCAGCCUGGACCCGAGCGCUCUCGGCCGCCUGGGCGCCUGGGCGAUGCUCUUUUUCCUGGUCACCACACUGAUAGCGUCCGCGAUCGGCGUGGGCUUGGCGCUGGCUUUGCAGCCCGGCGCCGCCAUCGAGGCCUCGGUCAGUGUCACCGGCCCGAAGGAAAACGUCCCCAACAAGGAGGUGCUGGAUUCUUUCCUGGAUCUUGUGAGAAAUAUCUUCCCCUCCAACCUGGUGUCUGCAACCUUCCGCUCAUACACUACCAUCUACAAGGAGAUGGAGCUUCUCAACGGAACCUGGGUGAUGGUGCCUGUGGAGGGUGAGGUGGAGAGCAUGAACAUCCUGGGCCUGGUGGUGUUUGCCAUCGUCUUUGGCUUGGCCCUGCGGAAGCUGGGGCCAGAGGGAGAGCCGCUCAUCCGCUUCUUCAACUCCUUCAACGAUGCCACCAUGGUGCUGGUCUCCUGGAUCAUGUGGUAUGCCCCUUUGGGUAUCUUGUUCCUGGUGGCUGGCAAGAUCAUGGAGAUGGAGAACGUGGGGACCCUCUUCGCCAGUCUCGGCAAAUACAUCCUGUGCUGUCUGCUGGGCCACGCCAUCCACGGGCUCCUGGUGCUGCCCCUCAUCUACUUCCUCAUCACUCGCAAGAACCCCUACCGCUUCCUCUGGGGCAUCUUGACAGCACUGGUCACCGCCUUCGGGACCUCCUCCAGCUCUGCUACAUUACCGCUGAUGAUGAAGUGCGUGGAAGAAAAGAACGGCAUCUCUAAGCACAUCAGCCGCUUCAUCCUGCCCAUCGGUGCCACUGUCAACAUGGAUGGUGCUGCCCUCUUCCAGUGUGUGGCUGCGGUGUUCCUUGCACAGCUCUACAGGGAAUCCUUGGACUUCGUGAAGAUUAUCACGAUCCUGGUCACGGCCACGGCCUCCAGCAUCGGCGCCGCGGGCAUCCCUGCUGGAGGUGUCCUCACGCUGGCCAUCAUUCUCGAGGCCGUCAACCUGCCGGUUGACAUCUCCUUGAUCCUGGCCGUGGACUGGCUAGUGGACCGGUCCUGUACCAUCAUCAAUGUGGAAGGUGACGCCUUCGGGGCGGGACUCCUCCAACAUUAUGUAGAUCGGACAGAGUCUAAGAGCUCAGUGCCUGAGUUGAUCCACGUGAAGAGCGAGACGCCCAUGGACCCGCGGCCAGUCCCCGCUGAGGAGGGGAACCCCCUCCUCAGACGCUGCCCAGGAGCUGCUGUGAAAGCUGACACCUUCGAGAAGGAAUCAGUAAUGUAAGCGCCAGGAGGAUCUUCACUUUGGACAUUAGGAUCACAAGGGAGAGCUAAACAGACAAACCCGGGGCUCUGGGGGCCCUGCCCACACACUCCAGGGAGCCACGGGCCCCAGACUCCCUCCCCAGCCCCAGAUCUUGGAGGCUUCACUGCUGGGAUAUAUGUGUAUGUGGGUGUGAGUGUCCCCAAAUCCCUUGCCCCGACUCCGGGCUAGAUGGAGAAACAGAAAGAUGGAGAAGUAGUACCCUCUAUACCUCAUCCUGGAAGCCUGCCGGCCUCCCGUUUCAGGGCACAGGGCACAGGUCACCGUGUGGAACCCUGCCCUUUUUGAUAGGAAGGAUGUUCUGACAUGUGCUAGCUCCUUUGCAGGUUAUUGGUGGCUGUAGCGUGCGUGUGAGUGUGUGUGUGUGUGUGUGUGUGUGUGUGUGCGCGCGCUGUGACUGCAGUACACCCUCCCCCCGUCCCAGGAACUCUGGGUAGGGGGAGACUGAGAACAAACGCUGCUGUCACUCCAGAGGACAUUUUUUAGCGAUAAAAUUGUCAGGGAUAUUGAAUCAGAUGUUUUUAAGAAUUUGACUAAAAGCACUAGCCACUCAGAAAUAAACCAAAAACAAACAGGAUAAA
Molecule: messenger RNA, 2901 nt
Organism: Pteronotus mesoamericanus
Lineage: Eukaryota; Metazoa; Chordata; Mammalia; Chiroptera; Mormoopidae
Gene: SLC1A5
Product: solute carrier family 1 member 5
Exons: 8
Coding region: 665-2281 (538 amino acids)
Biological process (GO): L-aspartate import across plasma membrane
Cellular component (GO): plasma membrane
Molecular function (GO): symporter activity; neutral L-amino acid transmembrane transporter activity; L-aspartate transmembrane transporter activity
Source: RefSeq, a predicted model, not a curated record